AUGGGUGGGAUAAUGGGAGGAAAGUGUUUCCCAUUUGCGAUUCAAGUGUUAAGAGGCAGAUGGUUCACUAUUUUCGCCUCCUUGAUGAUCAUGUGCGGGGCUGGAACAACCUACAUCUAUAAUCUCUACAACAAAGAGAUUAAAGUUCUUGGAUAUGACGAAGCUGCAAUGAGUAAAAUAGCUUUCUACAGAGAUGUUGGAUCAUGCCUGGCGAUUUUCAACGGCCUCAUUAUUGAGGUGACACCAACAUGGCUCGGGUUCCUCCUCGGCGCCGCCAUGAACUUCGGCGGCUAUUUCAUGAUAUGGCUUGCUGUCAUGGGCUGGAUUCCCAAGCCAGCUCUUUGGCACAUGUGCCUUUAUAUUGCGGUGGCAACCAAUGCUCCCAACUUUUCCGGCACGCUAGGUAUUGUCAAAUCCGUACAGAACUUCCCGGUGAGCCGUGGCGUUGUUAUAGGUCUACUAAAAGGUCUUGUUGGGCUUGGCGGAGCUGUCAUAACCCAAAUUUACCAUGGUAUAUAUGAAAAUGAUUCAAAAGGACUUGUUCUUCUCUGUGCAUUACUCCCAACUGCAGUAUCACUCCUGUUUAUGUUCACAAUCCGAAAUCUGAAGAAAGGAAGGCAACCAAACGAGCUGAGGGUGUUCUUGAAUUUCUUUUAUUUAACUAUCGUGCUUGCACUUUUUCUCAUGGUCAUGACUUUGCUUGAGAAAUAUAUUAAUCUCACCGCAGCAGUCCAUUCAAGAAGUGCCAUCGCAGUUGUUAUCAUACUUUUCCUCCCGCUCCUUCUCGUCAUUAAAGAAGAGGUUACCAUCUGGAAAGUUAACAAACAGUCACCAACGAAUGUCAAUAUUGUUCCUCCUACUGAUCAGCUGGUAACCGUUGAGAAACAUCCUCAGCUAGAAGAGAAAUCCGAGCAAAAAGAAACACCUUGGUUUGCAAACAUCUUCAACAAACCAGAAAGAGGAGAAGACCACACCAUCUUGCAAGCAAUUCUAAGCAUCGACAUGUUCUACAUCUUCCUCGUUACUUUAUGCGGAUACGGUUCGGCCUUGACAUCCUUUGAACAAUUACGACCAAUUGGAAUUGCACUCAAAUAUCAUGAACGACUUGUCGGAUCCAUCAUCACACUAGCAAGUGUGUGGAAUUAUUAUGGGAGGGUUUACUCUGGUUUCGUCUCUGAACUUCUGCUUAUGAAAUGGAAGCUUUCUCGGUCGAUCAUGAUGUCGGUUGUUCUUCUCAUGCAUGGCAUUGGCCUACUCCUCGUCGCCUUCCCUGAAAUCCCGGGGGCAUACUACGUGGCAUCGGUUAUCAUUGGAUUCACACUUGGCGCACAAGUCCCAAUAAACUUGGCAAUGAUUUCCGAGUUAUUUGGCCUCAAGUACUUCGCUACAUUGCUCAACUGUGCAUCACUCACAACACCUCUUUGGGUGUAUUUGAUGAAUACAAAGCUUACAAAAACCCUUUACGCAAGAGAGGCAGCCAAGGAUCUGCCUCAGGGAGUUGAUCCAGCAACCGUGAAGGAUCUGAGUUGCUCGGGGCACCAUUGUUUCAGGGUUUCCUUCUCCAUUUUGGCUUCCAUUGCAUUCAUAGGAGCUAUAAUCUCUCUUCAGUUCGCAAGGAGAACGCGGGAAUUUUACAAAGGUGACAUAUAUAAGCGGUUUAGAGUUCAAAGAUUUAGUAGGGGUGAUACAUAUAAGAGGUUUAAUGGUGAAACAUAUAUGAAGUUUGAAGAUGGAGUAAAGGCCCCAAAGACAGAGAUGGAUCAAUCAUCCUCUAAUAAGGCUCCAGGGAGUGCACAAAGAUGGGAGGGAUAG
This is a messenger RNA of Corylus avellana, 1812 nucleotides long. Its product is annotated as protein NUCLEAR FUSION DEFECTIVE 4-like. Gene Ontology annotation, cellular component: membrane. The record is from RefSeq and is a predicted model, not a curated record. Lineage: Eukaryota; Viridiplantae; Streptophyta; Magnoliopsida; Fagales; Betulaceae.